UCAAUAAGAGCAUUUUAGACUUUCUUGCUUCCCAACCCCGCGCUGCGCACGCACUAUUUGACUGACUUGACAAACUGUCGCUUUGUUGCUAUCGACUUUGGGAAAGCUAAACACCACCGCCCCCGCUUCACGACUUCAACACCACCACCACCAGCUUAAGCCUCGAUUCGGUGGCUGUGAUAACUUCGAUCACCUUGUCAACAAAACCUUUUUUUUCUCUCUCUCUCUCUCUCUCCCGAUAACCACCCCCUCCAGCCCAGUGAAAAUGUCCCUCCUCCACGGCGGUUGCCAAUGCGGUCGGAAUAUCUACAUUGUGCAAUUCCCCAAACAAGAAACACCGUCUUCUUCGACGGGUAGUCAAGCUGCUCGUCUGCUGUUUAAUCAACGCCACCCCCUCACCCCCCUCCUCCGCGUCCCCCUCUCGUCCUACCGCUCCCUCACCCUCCCCGUCCUCCCAGACGAGUCCCACUCGUUGAUUCACCGGUCUUAUACACCCCCCAACGCACCGAAUACUCUGCAUACGUUUUGCGGGUACUGCGGGACGCCGCUGUCGUAUCACACUUCGAGUCCUGAGGGGGAGGGGGAGUAUAUACAAGUUACUGUCAACUCCCUCUGGGAGAGCGAUUUGGGCAAGAUUGAUAACCUGACUGGUACGUCGCCUGGUGAUAGUGAUGCUGAGGAGGAGGGAAAGGGACAAACGGGGAUUGAUGGGUUGGAGGUGAAAAGGGGGAGUGAUUGGUUUGAGGGGUUGGUGGAGGGGAGUAGAUUGGGGAGGUUGAGGAGACGGGAGAUGAGGAGGGUUGUGAGGGAAGAGAGGGGAGCCCGGGGGGUUAGAAGGGUUGAGUAUGAGAUUAGCGAGUGGGUUGAUGGGGAGGAGCUGGAGGGGGAGACUGAGGGGGAAGGGGGGAGGAAGAGGAAGUUUGAGUUGGCGGAGGGGGGUGGUGGGAGGGAGAUGGGCAGUUGAGGGGGGGGCAUGAUGGUGAGGUUGAUGGUGACCGGUAAAAAAAAGGGGGCGUGGUUGUGCUAAGGGAACUCAGUUGGUAUUGCUUGGGUUGGUUUUUCUUCGGUAUGGUGAAUCGGGGUCUUAUUGAUCAUCUCUUCUAGAGAGGACAACAGUACAGGUGGGACGUUGUUUGCAGAGAGAGGGAGGGAGCAUAUCUGGAGUUUAUUACACAGUAAUUAUCACGUCUUUAUUACGAGUUGUUGAAAGAGAGAACUAACUUACUUUACUUAACUUUACCGUUUGUAAGAAUAAUGUCAGGUGGUUGUCUGGUUUUGGACCAACAUCAAGACACAAAUAUGGCAACACCAAGACACCAGACAGGAACAAUCAAAACAAAACAAGAUGUUGGGUCACCGCCAGAGAAUAUAAUCAUCGGAACGAAUUACCGUCUCUCUCUCUCUCUUUCUCUCUCAACCCGAAGAUAUCCCGAAGCAAGUGCUCGGCUGAGUAGAUCGUAAGAUAAAUUCAUGUAGGUCCGGCU
This is a messenger RNA of Podospora pseudocomata, 1484 nucleotides long. RefSeq lists its product as uncharacterized. NCBI's taxonomy places the organism in Eukaryota, Fungi, Ascomycota, Sordariomycetes, Sordariales, Podosporaceae. The record is from RefSeq and is a predicted model, not a curated record. The coding region runs from base 266 to 964 and encodes 232 amino acids. The transcript has 2 exons.